Molecule: messenger RNA, 1122 nt
Organism: Stylonychia lemnae
Lineage: Eukaryota; Ciliophora; Spirotrichea; Sporadotrichida; Oxytrichidae
Source: the annotation of a GenBank genome assembly
AUGGAAUAGCUUUAAAAAUUCAAGCCAGAUCAACUCAUUAGAGAUAAUCUAAAGGACUAUGAUUCUAGAAAUUUGAUGAUCAUUACAGAUAACUAUGAAAAUACACUAUAGUUCAUCCAGGACUAUUGCUAACAAGAGGAAAAGUUGUAUGAGAUCUUUUAUGGCAGUGACUUCCCUGACGAUUAAAAUGAGGAGUAUAUCUAUGAAUAGAUUAAUGAAAUUAUUUUGCAAAUGGAAAGUGGAACCAUUUGUGUCUUCUUGAACCUCAAAAACGUUUAUUAAUCUUUCUAUGACAUGCUGAAUCAGAAUUACACAGAAAUAGGCAACAAGCGAUAUUCAAAGGUAGCAGUUGGAGCUGACUAAAGUCUCUGUGAGUUACAUAGAGAAUUCAAGUGCGUACUUGUAGUAUACAAAAACUAAGUCGACUAAUUGGAUGGACCUCUAAAGAAUAGAUUUGAAAAGCAGCUGUUUACUGAGGACAUUAGCAUGAAUCAAGAGAUCAAUGUUCCUUACUAUUAAAGAAAAUCAAUCAUUACAGCAAUUAGUUAUUCAAUGUAAAGAAUCUAUGGGAAUGAUGAGGAGACAAUUAUUAAGGAAAGUAUGAGAGCAUUAAUUAUAGUUGCCACAUUCUAAGGUAUCAUAAGAUCAAAGCUAACCUAAGUAUCGGACAGAGAGGACUGGUAUUGGGAAUACAUUUAUUAGAAUCAUCAUUAUAACAUGCAAAGCCUGAUUGAAUACUAAUAAGGAAUAUGGAUGAGAGAGAAAUUUUUGAAAAGAUCAGAGAAUUCAACCUAAUCAUCUAUAGAGUUACUAAGCAAAGUAGUUUCAAUUGAAGAAAAGAUUGUACUAAAUAGUAUGCACAAGAAAAAAUAAUUUUCCUUAUUAGUUGAGAAUUUCUUCUCAAUUGAAAACAACAAGGUAUUGCUGUUGAUAUUUGCUGAUUAGUUGAACGACUCAAAGAAUAUCAUCAAUCUUUGUAGAAGUAAAAUCAAUAAUUAGAGAACUAAGAGACUUCUUGAGAUAGAUAAGAAUCCUAAUUAUGCUGAUGCACCUGCAAAACAAACUCUGGCAAGUGAGAACUUGAUUCUGUAGAAAUUCUCUGUUAAGUAAUACAUAUCUUGA